AUGGCUUCGACAGACGACAAGCGCAUAUCCGGCGACAAGGAGCGCGAGCUCGAGAGCGGCGCCGCAGAGGCAGCAGCCCUCCCGCAACCAAAGCCUGAGCCCAAGAACGAUAUCCACCCGGCAUUCUACAUUGCGCUAUGGAUCUCGCUCAGUGCCAGCGUCAUCCUGUUCAACAAAUGGGUCCUGCACACAGCAAAGUUUGACUUUCCUUUGUUCCUCACAACAUGGCACAUGGUCUUCGCCACGGCCGUGACCCAAGGUCUGGCCAAAUUCACCACAGUACUCGACUCCCGGCAUAAGGUGCCAAUGGACACACAAACAUACAUCCGCGCCAUCCUGCCAAUCGGUCUCUUCUUCAGCUUCAGUCUGAUCUGCGGAAACGUUGCCUACCUGUACCUCAGUGUGUCCUUCAUCCAGAUGCUCAAGGCGCUCAACGCUGUGGUAACACUUCUGGCCACCUUCGCAUUCGCCAUCGCUCCAUUCGACUCAAAGAAGCUCGCCAAUGUGUCGGCAAUCGUCGUCGGUGUGGUCAUUGCUUCCUAUGGCGAGAUCCAGUUCGUCAUGAUCGGGUUCCUGAUCCAGCUGGCUGGAAUCGUUUUCGAGGCAGUUCGCCUGGUUAUGGUGCAGCGCAUCCUGAGCGCGCCAGAGUUCAAGAUGGGCCCACUUGUGUCUCUCUAUUUCUACGCACCAGCUUGCGCUGCCAUCAACGGCGCAUUCACUCUCUUCGUUGAGCUCCCGAAGAUGGGCAUGAGCGACAUCUACAGCGUUGGUAUCAUCACCUUGAUCGCCAACGCAGCAGUCGCUUUCGCUCUCAACGUCUCUGUCGUCUUCUUGAUCGGCAAAACAUCCGCCGUCGUUCUUACACUCUCUGGUGUACUCAAGGAUAUUAUGCUUGUCGUAGCAUCAAUGGUCAUUUUCGGCGACCCAGUGGCUCCUCUCCAAUUUUUCGGAUACUCCAUUGCUCUUGCUGGCCUGGUCUAUUACAAGCUUGGUGCCGAUGGAGUCAAGAACCUGGGCCGCGAUGCUCAACUCAUGCUCGGCAAUGUGCAGCAAAGCCACCCUGCACGUGCCAAGGCCAUGAUCUUCGGAGCUGUGCUCCUCGUUGUCAUGGGCGCUCUUUACUUCUUGUGGCCAUCAAGCUCCAUGAACUUGGACUAUGGCUCAAAGGCUCCAUCCAGCUAG
Fulvia fulva is the source of this 1182-nucleotide messenger RNA. Its product is annotated as putative sugar phosphate/phosphate translocator. Gene Ontology annotation, cellular component: endosome; Golgi apparatus; trans-Golgi network. Gene Ontology annotation, molecular function: antiporter activity. Lineage: Eukaryota; Fungi; Ascomycota; Dothideomycetes; Mycosphaerellales; Mycosphaerellaceae. The transcript has 5 exons. The record is from RefSeq and is a predicted model, not a curated record. Bases 1 to 1182 code for a protein of 393 amino acids.